UUUCCCCGUCAAUUAGCGGCAAUUAACACCGGCUCGCAGACGGGAUAAAGGCAGGGCCGGGAGCCGCCCCUAGCUGACCUUUCUGCGGGUACCGCCAUGGAGAGCUUCGUCUUUCCCCCCUUCGGCUCUUUCCAGGGCUUCAGGGGCGGCCUGCCGCCCAACCGCGGCGGGGAGUCGACGCCGAAGCAGCCGAGCUGGAAGCAGAGCAAGAGCAGCGGCCUCGGCCCCUUCCCCGUGGGGCCGCCCACCCCGGUGUCGGCCGACUACCUGGACAGCUGCCGCCGGGCGCAGCUCAAGGCGCUGCUGUCGCAGGUGAGCCCGGGGCUGACGCCGCGGCUGCGCCGGGCCAACACCAAGGAGGUGGGCGUGCAGGUGAACCCGCGGGCCGACGCCGCCGUGCAGUGCUCGCUGGGGCCGCGCACGCUGCCCGCCGGCCGCCCUCUCACCGCCGCCGCCCGCGCCCGGGGCCGCCUCGCCCUCUACUCGCCCUUACUGAACUCCCGCCUCUUCACGCUGCCCGAGGCCGCGGCGCAGCAAGAGGAGGAAGCGGCGGCAGCGGCCGCCCCCGAGGAGCAGAAGGCGGAGGGCGGUAGCGACGAGCAGCGGGACGGCCCGGCGGAGGCUGCGGAAGCUGCGGAAGCUGCGGAGGCUGCGGCUCCGAGCGAGGCGCCGCGGGAGCAGAGUGCCACCCCUGGGCGCCGGGCCGCCUUCCAGUUCUUGGAGCAGAAGUACGGCUAUUUCCACUGCAAGGACUGCAAGACCAGAUGGGAGAGUGCUUACGUGUGGUGCAUCUCCGGGAGUAACAAGGUGUACUUCAAGCAGCUCUGCCGCAAAUGCCAGAAGGGCUUCAAUCCCUAUCGGGUGGAGGCAAUCCAGUGCCAGACCUGCUUCAAGACUCGUUGUGCCUGCCCUCAGAAGAAAAGGCACAUUGAUCUCACAAGACCUCAUCGCCAAGAACUCUGUGGCCGUUGCAAAGGCAAGAGGCUGUCCUGUGAUAACACCUACAGCUUCAAGUACAUUGUCUAAUUUGCGUGCCCUCCACCAGUUUGCACUCUGUGCAUUGUCCGUCUUUUGUGAUGUUUUGACCUUAGGCUUUUGACCUGGCAUUGGAUAAUGGAUGAAGACUUCUCUGUUAUUUAUAAAAUAUUUAACUUUAUAUAUAUGCUGUAAUUGAAGUUCAAUAAAAGUUUGCACUGAUUUGUUA
Phasianus colchicus (ring-necked pheasant) is the source of this 1204-nucleotide messenger RNA. It is a transcript of the gene ZAR1L, whose product is annotated as zygote arrest 1 like. NCBI's taxonomy places the organism in Eukaryota, Metazoa, Chordata, Aves, Galliformes, Phasianidae. Gene Ontology annotation, cellular component: cytoplasm. Gene Ontology annotation, biological process: translation. The record is from RefSeq and is a predicted model, not a curated record.